Molecule: messenger RNA, 1647 nt
Organism: Tetrahymena thermophila SB210
Lineage: Eukaryota; Ciliophora; Oligohymenophorea; Hymenostomatida; Tetrahymenidae
Exons: 6
Source: RefSeq, a predicted model, not a curated record
AUGGCUGAAUUUGCUUCUAAUGAUUAGAGUAAUUAAAAUCCUAAAAGGCGUUUGACUGCUAUGGAAAUCAAAAAAUAGUAGAAGUAGAGGAAGAGUCUUGGAUUUUCUCUAGCAAAUACAAAUAUAAUAUCAAGCUAAUAAACAAAUAAGGAAGAUGAAUAAGAUGAAUUGAUUAAAGAAAAAACUAUUUUCAAUGAAAGCAGUGGUAAAACAGUGAAAGAAAUUUUAGGCAAGGGAGAAAAUUCUUCUAAUGAUAUAAUAAGAUAGAAUGUAGGAUAAAUGUCAGGGGAGAAUUCAAACAGUAUGAAGAUGUUUAAUUCAUAAUUCAACAACUUCUACUAAGAAUUCUAUUAAAAUAAUACAACAAUAUAUGAACUAUAAAAAAAACAAUCAAGUUAAUAAAUAUAAAAAAAAGACCAAAAAUAAUAUAUAAUAGACCAGAAAGGAAACUAUCAAUUAAUAAAUGAAGUUUCGUUGAUAUCAGCUGUCAAUUUUGAUUGGUUCAAAGAUAUUUUCUCUUCAACACAACAAUUAAGUGGAUAUGAUACAUCAAAAUUAUCAAAAGAAAGCUUACAGCUUAUAAAAUAAUAAAUAAGAAAUUUACUUUCUACAUAUAAAUACGAAAAGGCUUAGAGUAUACUCUCAGGAUUUAAUUCUUAAUUCAACAAAGAAAAGUCAAUCAUGAAAAACUAAGAAGUGUAUUUGACUAUGAGGGAUUGCUACCAAAAUUUCUUACAAAAUAAAUAACACUUUUAUUAUUACAUAAAUGCAUAGUUUAUUAUACUUUUUAUUCAUGUGUAAAAUGAAGACUCGGGAGUUAGUCAUCAUAAAGCUGAUAAGGAUCGUAUUGUUGCAGUUGUUUGGGCCAAAACUUUAAAGAGUUUCGAUAAAUAUCUUGAAAAUUCUGGCAUUGAAUUUACAGAUAUUUCAGAGCUGUAGAGGAAGUAGUAAGAAGUCUUUUUAUUGUAAGAAAAAAAGAAAAGACUUUAAUAAGAAAAUUUAGAAUACUUCUAAGAUAUUUUGGAAGGAGAUAAAAAUCUCAAUUAAGAUUUAAGGAUAGCUGAAAUGGAGGAAAAUUAUAAUCAAGCCUUCUUAAACAAUUAAAAUUAAAAAUAAAAUAAAUUGAUGCAAGAUGAAAAUAAUGAAGACACAUAAUCUAAUAUGCCCUUUUCAACUUUAAUUGAUAAUUAAUCUACAGUUCUCCUAAUCAAAAAGAAAUAUGUUUAAAGCUUGUGGAACUGCUUAAUUAACUAAAAUUUAGAAACAGAUUAAGAUAGUCAUAGCAGUUUUUAGAAAAUGGAGAUCAUUAGUAACUUUGCUUUUGAGCACUCUUAAAAAUGUAAUUUGAAAGAGUAUUUUAAUGGAUAGAUAAUAUCAAGUGAUGUACAAUAAUACUCAUACUUGCUAGAUGAGAUGGAAGAAAAUUAAUUUAUUUAAAAAUCUUAAUGCAACAAUCUAGAAUAGAUUUUCUAAAUAGAUAAUUCGAAUAAGUUAUACAAUCUAAAGUUAAAAGGAGAAAUUCCAUUCCCACAAAUAAAAGAACUAGUAGGAUUAUUAAAUAAACUUAAUAUUAAUUUUGCUAUCUUUUACUAAGAAAAUCCAUAAACAAAAUAUUUUAAAGGAGACAUUAUAAAAUUUGAUAAUUGA